Messenger RNA from Monascus purpureus, 2407 nucleotides. The record is from the annotation of a GenBank genome assembly. Lineage: Eukaryota; Fungi; Ascomycota; Eurotiomycetes; Eurotiales; Aspergillaceae.
UCGGUCUACAGCCUGUCUUUCAGAGCCAACCUUGACAUCACAUCAUCACCUCGACAGCCCAUCUUCGUCAACUCACAGGAGCUCUAUCUGUCAUCGUUUGUUGUUGAAUCGGUCGUAUCGACCUAGUUACCGUUCUGUUUCCCAAUCAACUUCUGGGACCUUGGUGCUCCCGUCCCCUUCCCUCCAGCUUGGUGCCGCGGUUGCUGUUCGUCAUCUGAGCUCGAAGCUGAAAAAAGAUGCCGGCCGAGAGGCGCUCGCUGAGAUCAAAUAAUAAGUCGGAGUCUCCUUCAUCUGCAAACGGCGAGAGGAAGACACGUUCCAACUCGCAGAACUCCAGCUCCAACAAGGAUAAGUCUGCUCCCCCUCGCGCCACUGCUGGCAAGGCCAAAUCCGCGUCUACCAAAAAGGCGGCCUCUGCGAAGGUUGCUUCGAACUCCGACAUGAGUGACAAGUCACAGACAAACGGUUCGGCGCCACUGGAAAAUGGCAUAGAACGCAGCGACGAUGUUGAGAUGGUAGAUGACACGGCAGUUCCUCCUACCAAGGGAUCGAAAUUACCCGGACAGGGUCGUGAGGAGGCAGAAGGUGAUGUCGCGAUGGAGGGUGUUGAGGGUGAGACAGCUGAACCAGAGGUUAACCCCCAGGUCAAGGCCACACAAGAUAUAAAGGCCAACUUCCUGCUGCUCGAGCGAGCUGUGUCACACUUCGACCCCCGGUUCACCCUCCGUGUUCUGCGGUCUAUAUCUUCAAUGCGUAAACAUCUCACAGCAGAUGUGCUGGCAGAAGUGAUUAUUGAGACAUAUCCGCCCUCAAGCCUCACGGCGUCUUUCCUCCUUGAUGCAGUAGAUCGAAAGGAAGCUUUUGAGAGCGUUGUGGCCAGUUCGAAGAUGGCUAUCGAUUCGGAGAAGAGCAAACCAUCCCCGAAAGAAGUGCUUCCCGAGGUGGACACAUACUUGUCUAUUCUAGUCCAGAUCCAUCUCUACGAAAAGAAAGAUUUCCAACGCGGUGCCAAAUUCUCAACGGGCUUGGUCGAGCGUUUGCGGACUCUCAACCGUCGCACUCUUGACUCCCUGGCUGCUCGCGUCUACUUCUAUUACUCUCUCUUCUUCGAGCAACUCGCCCCGCUUCCACCUUCUCCCGCUGCGACAGUCAUCUCAAUUCGCCAGCCUUUGCUGGCGGCCCUCAGAACAGCAGUCCUCCGGAAAGAUGUGGAUACGCAAGCCACCGUCAUGACGCUUCUGCUGCGCAAUUACCUAUCAACUUCCCAUAUCUCCCAGGCAGACUUGCUCAUAUCUCACAACAGAUUUCCUUCUUCUGCCUCUAACAAUCAAAUUGCGCGCUACCUCUACUACCUGGGUCGGAUCCGUGCCAUCCAGCUGCAGUACACUGACGCUCAUGGGCAUUUGAUUGGAGCUACUCGGAAGUCACCCUCCAGCAGCAGUGCACGUGGCUUCUACCAAGCCUCUCAUAAACUGCUUACAGUAGUUGAACUCCUGAUGGGUGAUAUCCCUGACCGGUCCAUCUUCCGGCAGCCUGCUCUGGAACGGGCGUUGCACCCGUACUUUUUGCUCACCCGCGCUGUGAGCGUAGGUGACCUGGAUGGGUUCCUGAAUACCGUGAAUACGCAUAGUGCAACGUUCAGGAAAGACGGGACGUACACCCUCAUUCUGCGUUUGAGACAGAAUGUUAUCAAGACGGGCAUCCGGAUGAUGUCACUGUCUUAUUCCCGCAUUUCUCUGCGGGACAUCUGUCUCCGUCUGGGGUUGGAUAGCGAGGAGUCAGCCGAGUACAUUGUUGCCAAGGCAAUCCGAGACGGGGUCAUCGAAGCUACUUUGGAUCACGAGCGAGGAUUCAUGAAGAGCAAAGACGUUGGAGACGUCUACGCUACUCGGGAACCUGGCGAGGCCUUCCAUGAUCGUAUUACCGCAUGUUUGAGUCUUCACGAUGAGAGUGUCAAGGCUAUGAGGUUUCCGAUGAACCAGCAUCGUCUUGAGCUGAAGAGCGCGCAGGAGGCUCGCGAGCGAGAGCGGGAGCUAGUUAAGGAGAUCCAGGAAGGUGAUAUGGAUGAUGAGGAUGCUGGCGGAGAUUUCGAUGCUAUCUAGGGGAUAUAGAAGGCUAUAGUUGUGCAGCGCCGAUUUUGCCCGUGGCAUUCUCGGCCCUUGCAUUGCCCGCAAUCCGACUCUUGAGUAUGUACGAGGAGAAAUACGCAGGAUGUUUCCAUAUAAAGGUCGUACGGUUAUCAUUGGGUUUAACCAGACAGUGUUGCAUACGCUGUCUGCCAGUAUUUUCUCUUUUUCUAUCUUUUUUUUUUCUUUUCCUCUUUUGGCGGCAUGCAACCUUUGUUUUAAUAUUUAACACACAACAACUCCUAAAUAAGAAUUUUAUGUGUGAAUUGCAAGCAUGGUCA